AUGGGUAACGUCGAGCUACAAAAAGCUUUUUCUAAUUGCGUUUUUGAACAAAAACUUGGAAUCCCUCCUGAAAUCCUCACCAACUGCGAUUUCAUCUAAGAGUUGGGCAAGAGUCUGCAAAAACUGGACGGAUUUAAGGAGCCAAAUAUGGAGUUGGCUUUCCCUGAAACCAAUCUCUCGCUUAAUGACAAUUCUGAGGAAAACUACAAGAGACAAUACGUCAACGAGCUUAAUGAAGGACUAGUCAGUGGAUUCGUGACUGCCUCUGGCAACCUAGAGUUGCUCAAAGAACCAGCAUUCCAACAGUAUUUCACUGUCGGAGAGAGUGAUUCAUCUAAGGAGUUCAAAAGUAUGAACGAUAGCAUGCUCUUGAUUUUGUAUGCAAUUUUCUAAGAAAAACAGAAAUCUCAUUAAGAAAAGUCCGACACAAGCGACAGAAUCCAAGUCGGUCUAGAAACUAGUCUGAAGUUCAGUCUUUCACUGCUGAAAGAGGUCUCUUCUCUCAAUAAGGACAUGCUUGUAAACUCACUUGAGUACUUAUACUAGUCAGUCAGACAAGCUCAGCCAGGUUCAUUAUAUGGUGUGGACAAGGUCUCAUUUAUGAUUGAUGCCAACUUGAAUGAUGCUAGACAAUUUUUGGUUUCCAUCAUCGAGGAUAUGCAAAGUUCAGACAGAGCCGUUGAGCUUGCAUACAAGAUCAUAUUGCUAAUGGGUAUCGCAAGAUCUAACGUGGAAGAUCUACUAGUGGUUGCUACUCUCCUCGAAAAGCAAAAUGCUCAAGUUGACUUGAGAUAAGAACUCCAGUUACUUUAAGAAAAUACUGCUUCAUCAGAGUAAAUUAUUGACAAGGAUCACUUCAAUUAAUAUGUAACUGGCAAGACUGGAAGAAUAUUUAAGGUAGUCAUUGCUUCGAAAGUUGCUUUGGCCACUGAUGGAUAGUUCCUAUACUUCCAUGACACUACUCAAGGUCUUAUCAAGCUAGGAACUGGCACCUAGGACUAGAUGGUGGGCUAAGUGUUCCAUAGAGCAGAGGAUAUCAGAAAAGAUGAUCAUAUUGGAUUGGUAUGCUUGAAUGGUAAGCUACUUUGCAGGUCAAGCUCACAAGUAAACGGUAUCAUUGAGAUUAACACAGACACUCUCCAGGAGACUGCAGUUAAGCAAGAUGUUAUGGUUUACCCAGAACAAAAAGACGUUGAAAGAAAAGUCUACAAUAACACACUUAUGACUGAUGGAGUGUACCUCUAUUUGGUUGCUGAAAAAAUCUCAAAGGUCGCCUCCCAAGAAACAAAUGAUGAUCAUGAGGCUUCUGACACUGAAGAAAGCAAAGAGACCAAGAUUACUAUUGAGUAGUAUGAUGGCACCAAGCCAAACCUAGACUUCGUGAGAGAAGUUACUCUAUUCAGAAACUAAGAAGGAGAACCUAUCAAUAAGGAAGAUUUUGACUUUGAUACCUUGAACAAUGGUUAGAUUAGUAUAUUCUGCAAUGGCUCCUAUGUUAUCUUACACAAUGGAUGCCACAAAGAGUCUUUUAUCUUUAGACUUAGUGAUGGACAAAAGAUCGGUUAAACUAGCUACCCAUGCUAUAAUGAAAAGUUCAGGGCUGCUUAUGACUAUACCAACAAUAUAGUAUACACUCUUUCGACUGAAAUCGAUGAACCUGAAAUCAGAUCAUUCUCAAUCCCUAACUUCAAAAAGGCAGGAGUGAUCUAAGGCUUUGCCAAAGCGUAUAUGAGCGACAGAAUCAGCAAAUUCAAGGACUCAAUUUAUGGCGACAAUUACAACAGCCAACAAGUUGAACAAUCAUCUAGUCUUAAUCUGAUAGAAAGAAUCAUGCAGAAUGUCACCACUCCUCUUCUGAUUUAGGAGAACAGAGACAGAUCAAAGGAAUUCUAGAAGAUUGCCUUACUACCUAGAAUCUAGAGAACUUUGAUCUUGAGUCAUAUUGAAAGAGCAUGUCAAGAUUUCUAGGUUGCCCUUGAAAACUCUAACACUGCAGGUUCUGAGGAAAGACUACUAACAUACUUCAAGUUCCCUAAAGUUACAUACUUGACUAGCACUUUAUUUAAGCUUCUCUAGGUGACCCUAGACAGAAACAGUGUGAUUAUUAGUUAAAAGAAAACUCUAUAGAACCUCCACGACUAGUACAGUUUCCUAUUUAUCCUAAAGGCUUUGAAAGCCAACUUUGAUGCUAUCACUGCCUGCUCCAUUUCUAUUCAUGAUAUCCUGAAACUCAAAGAGUCCUACAAAGACUUCAUUGAUGUUUACAAGUUGACAGUUAUUAGAAUAAUUGAAAAAGGCUAUAAUGCUGAGUUUGAGGAGUGCCCAGCUGCCGAUGAAAUGAAAACUCUCUGGCAAGAAAUCUACUAGCUAUGCUAAUCUAUCCUGUCUUCUUCAAUCAACCUCAUAUAUCAAGAUAAUUCAGAUCUUAUCAGUACCCUUAACAAGACAUUAAGCGAGUUGAACAAUGAGAAGCAAGCUGAGAACUGUGUGAUCUUGCUAGGCUAUCUCUGUAGAAAAGAAGUUACAAAAGAAAUCAUUGAUCCAUCAAAGUCUAACAUUGAUGCAGUCAAGUUACUGUUUAAACUAACUUCUGAAUUUUCUAAUAAGGAAACUCUUAAGCUUCUUGAAGCUACUGAACAAAAGCCAUUCUCUAACUUAUAUGUUAAAUGUAACUCUUUCUUGAAGACAUAUGGAGAGACAGUAAUCAUUUAAUAUUCAGCCCUCUUAGACACCAUGCAAGCUAAAUAAGGUCAAUUCUAUCCAAGCAUGGAGUCUGAUAAAGCUAAACUCAAGGUGACAGAAGGCCUUAUUAUUCAACUCUUCCAAGUAUACAGAAACUGCAUCUAAGAACAGAUUGAUACUUAUGCCAGAAUUCAAGAUAACUUCUUAAAGUCAGAGGAAGAGGAAAAAAUUUAGGAAAACAGCAAGAGAUAUCUCAAGUAUGCUGAUCUUGCUAACAUCAUUCUUCUCUAUGGUUCAAGUCUUCUGAAGACUUUCUCUAUUUACACCAACUCUUUCAGCCUCAUCAAGAGCAAGGUGACUCUUAUUCAUACUCUCACAUCGUCAGUAAUGGGCGUACUUCAAUCUAUUUCAGACUAUAACAAGAUGAGAGCUGCUCACAAAAAGCGCUUCAAAGCUGGCAAGAAUAAUGAUGAUUUGCACAGUAUGCUCAGAAGCUAUAAUAGACAGGCUUGCAAGCUAAUUGGCACUAUUGCUUAUAAACUAAUAAAAGUAAAAGAAGAUGUAAAGGAGGCAGAUGUAGCUGCAGAACAAGCCAAGAAGUCUUAGAAGGAAGCUCAGUAUGAUUUGAUUAUCUAGUCUGAUCUCUUAUCUGGAGGACUUCAAGCUAAGUACCUGAAUCUAUUCUCUGUAGAUACCUAGGCCCAGAUCACUGAGUUGAUUAAUGUGAUUUAAGACAAGAGACUAAAGAGCUUCAACACCGAAAGAUCUAACAGUAGCUUCGAGACUGAAGACGAGAAACUAGUUUCAUCUACUAUCUACAAGGGCAAGAACGAUAAUGUUGAUCGUCUGAUUGCUUACCUACAACAACUCUUGGAAAGAAAGGUGCCAAUGGUUCCUUAUGCUAGACUCGGAGGAGAAGACGGCAUGAGAUUGACUAGAGCAGCAUUCGCAGUGAUGAUUAAGUUCUCACAUGACGGAGUUGAUAAACUCAUGGAAUUGGUUGAUGAAUUUGAUCUCGCUUACUCUGAAUUGGCUUCUGAUGACGACAAAGAAUUCAAGAUAAAGGACUUCAUCAAGAAGCAUAAGAACUAUGAGCAAAUCUAAAAGAGAUGGGAAAGUGCAUCUAAGAUGAGAUAAUGGGUCAAUGAAAAGAAGAAAAACCUUAUUGAAAAGAUCAAGAAGGAAGUUGAGACUUAGUACAUGAAGAACAAAGAAAAACAACCACAGCCGGUAGCCACUGAAGUCAAAGCAUCUGACACAGAGUCAAUUCAAAUUGACACUUCAACCAGUGCAACUAUUUAAAACACCGAAAGAGAUGAUAGAGGACUCACAGAAGCCGAUAAAUAGACUAUUGAAGACUAAACAGACCAGAAAUACGCAACUGAACUAAACAUAAUCUAUGAGAAGAUCAUUGAAAAGGCUGACUUCCUCACUAAACUAUGCGUACCUGAAAGCUACAUGGUUAAAGAUUAACUUUCAAACAAAGUUGGUAAUCUCCUCUUCAUCAGAGAUAUUCAGUCUAUGGAAGCUGUUGAGAGUUCAAUAGGAGGAGCUGCUGAAUUCACCUGGAGGGACAGACUCAAGCAAUGGAAGCAAAUGCAAACUUCAAAGGGAGCAAUUAAGAGUUUCACUGACAAAAAGAAGGAAAUCUUCGAGUCAUCAGUCAUGUCAAUCUUGGCUUGCCUUCAAACUCCAAUCAGCACUCAAAGAAUAAAGAAGCAAGUUGAGAAUGUGUUCCUUAGUUCUACUAAGAGAAUAGCAGGACUCAAGCUUCUUAGUCAGUUAUUCUCGCUUAAAAUCAAGAGAGAAAUUAGAGAAGAUCAAAUCAAUUGGUUCACUUCUUCUUUGAGAUAUAACAAGAAUUAGCUUACUCACUAUCUUGAUGAUCUUAAGGGAUGUGGUGACACACUUGACGAAUUAGCAAGAGAGAACUUCUUCUCUAUCAUUAAUAAUCUUAUCAAAAUUCUGAAAGAGUCUGACAGUAAUUAAGAGAUCAAUGUCAUUCUUAAUGCCUUAAAGUGGAAGUAUACAGCUAGGGAUCAUGGAUUCUUAAGAUCAAUUGAUAUAUUCAGAGUACUACAUGAAGGCAAUGGAGAAAAGUAAAAUAAGCUUAAGAAACUCUGGGGUAUGAACUAUAAGAGUCAAGUAGUCACUAAAGAAAGUGAAAAGGAUCUGGCAAGAGAUGUGCUUGAGACAUUUGAACUAUUCUAUGUCUUAACUGUAGGCAGAACAGUAAGACAAGAAAAGAACGCUCAACUUAAAAUUAAGACUUCAGGCACAAAUGUUCCAACUCUUACUAAAGCUCAAUCAUUAGUUGAUGAAAAUGUGAGUGAAUAUUUGAUUGCAUAGAGCUUUGCGGUUAUUUUCCAAGAACUUGGAAGAUAUAUCAAUAGCGUUAAGCAUUUGAAGGGUCUAGAUUGGGCACAAUUCAGUUACAUUAGAAACAAGUAACUAGAGGAUGGAGUCAGCAGUGCUUUCGAAAAGGAACUCACAACUGAACUGACUGAAGAAAUAAACUCAAAGCAGAUCCCAUUAGAUGAGGCAGCUCCAGCAGAAGGCAACUUCGAUUAAGAUCAACAAGAAAAAUGCCAAAAAGAAAAAGAGGAAGAAAACUAGACUUUGAUUGAGCAAGCUCAUGUAGCUUACCAAGAGAAAUUCCUUGAAAGAUUACUUAGACUCGUUGAUGUCUUCAUUUCAAUAGCUACAAGUGAACAAAGUCAGCAUCAAAUGGUUUAAAAGGUAGCUACACCUUAUCAAAUCGAAGCACUACUGAACAUUAUGAUUUAUGCUUCCCCCAAAAACUAAUUAACUGCUAUUAAGAUUAUUGAGAAUUUGAUCAAGAUUCAGUUGCCAGCUGAUGUAUUUGAGGACACUAUCAAGAUCAUCACUAGAGACCCAACUUCAAGAGCACACCAAAUCCUUAACUUGGGAAAUUUAAAUUCUGAUGUCAGUUCAUUAUUCAUCAGAUUCUUGCUAAAUUAUUUACUAAAAGUUAGACACAGUCUUUGGACUAGCAGUGAUUUGGAAUCUGUGGGUUCAUAUGCCGUAUCUCAAGAAUUAAUUUCAUUGUUAAGAACUAUUUAUGAUAGUGCUCCACAAGAGGAACUCCAAAGUAGUCUAAGAAACAGAAUCAGAGCGUAUCUAACUCAGCCAGUGAAAAACUGGAAAAUUGAGGAAUCAGAUAUUUUCCUUGGCAUCAUUCCAGCUGGCGGUUUCACUAGAAUUAUGGCUGGUUCCCAAGCAGUUUACAAGGAAUCCCAGAGAUGCAUCAUUCUUGGUUUCAGUGAGGAUGCUAAAGUAGGUGAAAAUUUAUUCUCAAUGGAAAAUGAUGCCCUUACCAAAUUUAAGACCUCAAUAUACUGCUCAAAUAUCGAAAAACAGAAAGUCCUCGUCUUAUUUAUUUAAGAUGGUGAAUAUGUGCCUGAAGUCAGAGCUUUGAGCAUCAGUGAGCUUGUCCCAGUAAACACAGCCAGAGUUCAAAACAAGCUAUCAAUUCUUUAUGAGAAAGAUGUGAUUUCUAACUUGAUUCAAAUCCUUGGAUACGACGUAGAUGAUUCUAGUUCCCUUGUCCUCAGACAAUCUCAGGUCCAAAUCAUUAAAGUGAUCAACCAAUUAGUUGAAUCAGAAAUGACUUUAAACAACUCCUCUGAUUUCCUCCAACUACUCAAGGAUAUUGGACUUUUGAAAUUCUUUAUCACCUCCCUUCAAAGAAACGCCAAUAAACCAGAAAUCAAGUCUGUUGGUGAGCUUAAUCUACCAAAUGAGCUAUUAGAAAUCCAACUUAGCUCCCUAAGAGUUAAAGCAUAAGAAUCUCUGAACUCACUUGUUAUUACUCCUAAAUUGACUGCUCAUGUAGGAGAAUUUACUGUUACAUUCUUCAACCCCUCAGAGAAGCUCUCAGAUGGAUCUUCUACUAAAUCAUUCCUUAGAAAUGCUUCAAUUUUAGCUUCAUUAAACCACAAUCAACUUAACCCUUAAUUCAAGCAGGAUGCUAAUGAACUUAACUCUGAAGAUGAUGUUUUAGUUCUUAAUGCUAUUCAGAGAUCAAAUGUAGUAUUGGUCAAUGACAAUUUAUCAAUUGAAAGUAUUUACUAUACACUUAGAGGAAAGACUUUAAAGUACAGAACAUAAAUCUUAGAAGGGCUUCAUCAUAAGGUUGUCAUUCAGAUAGCUCAGGCUGAUCUUGAUUAAAUCCUUAGUCAAAAUGUUAAAUAGCACACUCAUUUCGAUACCACUUCAGCCUAAUUUGAUAGUUUUGUGUCUUAGUUAAAAGAUCUAGCUGGCUUCUCAGAGGAACAAUACAAUCAUUUCAAAAACAAUACCAAGACUGAAGAUAAAGGUGUUGAAGCACUGUAAAAACUCAGAACUCUAUUAGAUAAAAAGUUCAAAGAUGAGGCAUCUUAAUCAAAUAUUAAGAAACUGCUCGUAGGAAAGAUGGCUUCUCUGCAAAGAAAACAAAAGUCAUUAAAUGAGACCUAAGAUAACUUUGAAGAUCUAGGUUAAAAGUUAUGGGAUGAGAUAUUUGCUCUAAAGCCUGUAUCUGAAUUUAUGGAUAAACUUAAGGAAAGUAACUUUGAUGAAAAUAUCAAAGAUAAUGUCUAAUAAGAGAAAUAAAAAGCUUUCUCAGCAGCAUUCAAUUCUAAAUUUGAAGACUCUGGUCUCUCUAAAAGAUAUGUAACAACUCUUAACAAGCUUUUAAGACUCAGAUCAAGAACAACUUUAAUCACUUUCAUUGAAUACUUAAACCCUCUACCCGUUUAAAUUUUGAGAGACAUUGAAGACUUGGACAAGAUGCUUCUACUUUCAUAUAAUGAAGCUCUAAAGAUCAAGAACUUGACUGGAGAUAAAACAUUCUACAAGCAAGUUAAGUCUUUAAUUCAGAGACUUAUCCAGGAGCCAGAGAUGAGAGGCUUUGUAAUUGAAUUCCUUUCAACUAAUAUCCUCAAGCCAACAGUUCUAGUAACCCAAAAACUCAUUAAUGACAAAGAAUUUUUGUCAAAGGCCACAUUUGAUAGUGAAGUAGAUGCUUAAAUGUAUCCACUACCAUCAUUCGUCUAUCUAAUUACCAAUCAAAUAAUGAAGAAGUUCCCAGAAAUCUUUGCCUAGAUCAGAGGAUAUCUCUCAAAUGCCAUAUCACUUCUCUUCAGUCUUAGUCUUGCACUAUAAGUUAAAGAGCCAAAGAGUAGCAACAUUCAAAUCAAGUUCUUUACCUUGAUCGCUAAUAUUUUGACCUUCAUCAGAUCUGGAAAGUCAGACUAUCAUGAAAUUCUAAUUGCUGACGUAGCCAAGAUUAGUAUCCUACCUCUCUUCAAGAACAAGCAUGAUUCAAUCAUCCCUAAUGCAAAGUCAAAGGAGCAAAUGAAGAUUCUAAAGGAAAUCUUCUUUGAGUGGGAGCUCAUUAAGGACAUGUACUCAAAUUAGCCUAAGAAGGAAUCAGUUACAUGCUAUAUUCCUCAUAAAUAGCAAAACAAAUGGAGAACUAAGAUUGAUUUAGUCAAGAACAAGAAUGCACUCGCAUUCUUCCAACUAUUUAAAAAUUCUAGUGGGUCACUGAAAUAAGUUGAAGAAAAGAUCGAAUAAAUAAAGAAAGUCAUCAAAAAUCAUCCCGAGCAACUUAAAGUGCCAUUUGUAAUGAAAUGGAAAUCAGUAGAUGGAGGAAGCUUCAUUAAGAUUUCAAAAGACAAUUCUGACAGUUAGACAGACGAUAAGUUCGCAGUUUAUUAUGACUUGCAAGGAAAGCAAUUGAUUGGAAACACAAUAAAUGAAACGUAUGACCUCAAAGAACUCUACAUUACUUACAAAUGCUCAUUUGCAUCAAGUUUGAUCACAUUUGGUCAGACAAAGCGUGGUAGACUGAACAUGAACAUUUCAGGCGAGUCUUGGAAAGAAAUGGAUAUUAUGCAAGAAGUAGGAGAUAAUGUUGUUUAAAUUUCAACUUCAAAGAACACCUCAAUCUUCUUAAACGAUAAAGGCAUCACUAAAUUCUUUGGUACAGUUGCAGGCAGCACCUCAUCUACGCCAUUUACUGUGAAUGACCAUUUCUCCAACGUUAAAUGCAUUACAACAGGAAAAAGAAAUUAUGCCAUCGCCUGUGCAGAUAACAAUGUCUAUUUCAAUGGAGGAGCUAAAAAUAAUCAUUACUCAACUAACAGCUAUGUUACUAACAAUUUCUACAAGGCUAAAUUUGUAGAUCCAAUUGAAGCAGGUGAUGAGAUAUCAGAUCUAAGUAGUGGAAAUCAUUUCACAAUGCUAGCAACUAAAAAAGGUCAACUCUAUGGAUCUGGAGAUUUCUAUAUGGAUCUUGUAUUCCAAAAGCCACACAAUGGAGAAGCUGGAUUUGUAAAAUUCCCUCUAGAAGCAAACUAAAAGAUCUUAAGAGUUUGGGCUUCAAGAGAAAAGUAUUCUAAAUGCUUCAUUGUAGAUAUGCAGGAAGGUGGUAAGAGAUGUCUUGCUGGUUUCGGCUCUCAUCUUUCUGGACUGUUAGGCAUAAAAGAAGAGAUGAAGACUCUAACUCCAUUAGAAUAUGACCAUGAGAAUAUUAAAUUUGUCAAAGUCAGUUUACAUACCAAUCACGCCUUUGCUAUCACAGAUAAGGGUGAACUCUAUGGUUGGGGAUCAAACCUUGGUUAGAGAUUAGGCUUAGAUGAGAACACACCAUUAAUCUAUAAACCAACAGUUAUUCCAUUCUUUAGUGAUCUGACUAGGUUUAAGGUAUUAGAUGUGGCUGCAGGUGAUGAUCACUCAUUCGUGCAUGUAGAAGAAAUAGACCCACUUACAGGUGUCAAAGAACUUAGACUUUAUCAAGUAGGUUAUAACCCUGAUGAAUCUGGUUCAACUCACAGAGGAGUAAAAGUCGAAGAGCUUUAGUUAGCUCCAUACCGUAUAAUAAGAAUUAAUCGUUUCGACGGCUUGAAGAUUUAGGCAAUGGCUGCUGGUCACUAAAGCUCACUUAUCUUCCCAGUCUUUGAAAACUCUAAUCCAAAUGAAACCUUAGUUCACAAGUUCGUCUCUAAUGAAAUUCUGCCAACAGUGUUUAAAAGAGGAUACUUGCAUCUAUACGUUGACAAAUCAUCAAUUCAGGACAAUUUACCUUUACUUGCAGAUGAAGAAUAAUCUUCAAAGGACAAGAUUGAUGAACUAGAAUACUAAUCAAUUCAUAAGGCUGCACUGCUUUCACAAUAAGAAGAAGAAAAAGAUUCUUCAAGUAAAACUUAGGAGAAAGAACAAAGAGAAUAAGAGAGACUUCUCAAAUUAUAAUAAAAUGAAUAGAGAAAGAUUGCUCUUGAGGCAAGAAGAAAGGAAAUAAUUGAGCAAGAUCCCUCAAAGAACGGAUGGCAUUUCUAUCUUCAUCAAGACUUACCUGACAGAUAAGAUUCAUUCCCACCAGUUUCCCUAGCUCUCAGACACUCAGCUCCACAACUUUAUAAGAGAAUGGAAUAUCUAUAAGAAAUCUUUGAUCAGGCUAAAGAAGCAAUUGACCUCAGUGCUAAAUUCACGCCAGAGACUAAUCACAACUUAGUUUGCAGUGAGACUGGAAAGCCAAUUAUUGGGGCAUCAAGAUACUAUGCUUCAUAUGUAGAAGAAGGUGAGACAAAGCAUAUUCAUUUAUCAGAAGAAGCCUUCAAUGGACCAAACUAAUGCGACAAUUUACCCUUGGUUUACUUCAGAUUAACUCAUGCUCUUAAGGCAGAAUCAACUCUACCUGCAGUUAAUAUUCAAAAGAUUUAUGAGUAUCCAGCAACUACAAUGAAAUAUAAUUUUUCAAUCUCAUCAGAUAGACUCCAUUUCGCCAACAAGUAAACUAUUCUUGAUUUAUUCAAGGGUGUUACUGAUCAGGAUAUCUUUAAGAAGAAUAUACCAGCAAUGUUUAAGAACUUUGAUACAGGAGUUGAAAAGCAACUCGUCCAAUUCUAUCAGGAUUAAAUCGAGGCACCAUACAGUACUUUGGAUGUGGAGUUAUUUGACAAGAGAAAAGAAAUUCUUAAAUACUUUAAAGAUGGAAAGCCCGAUGAUCUCAGUGAAGAUUUGAGAAAAACUCUAGAUAAUCUAAAGAAGUAUGUGACUGAUGAGAAUUACAGCCAGAUUUAAAUGGGAAUUUUCCAAUUCUAGUUUACUAUGUCUGUUGCAAAGAAAGUUCUAAUGAGAAUUUCCGAGAGAACUCUCAAAAGUUGCUUGCCAGAUUCAUUACCAUACUUAAGAAAGUAACUCAUUGGAAACUUAGCUGGAUUCCAAAAGAGAGAAAUAUUAAAUUCAAUGAUUAGUGUUCUUCCUUGCGGAGACAGAUAUGAAGUCACUGUAAGAAGAAGAAAGGCUAUGGCUUUCGCUGAUACAGGCGCAUGUGAUCAUGAAGGAGUUCACACUAUUUUCGGUUAAAUUGUAUAAUCAUUAAAGAAAGCUGUGAAUAACAAGAACUGCUUUAGAGUUAACAGUGUUGACUCUUAAAUUCUCAAGGUCGAAUUUAAAGGAGAAGGCUCAAUUGACGCAGGUGGUCCUUACAGAGAAACAUUAACAAAUAUUUGUAACGAGCUCCAAUCUGCUGUUUUACCAGUAUUAAUUCCAACACCAAACAAUAAGAAUAACCAUGGACAGUACAGAGAAUGUUGGAUGGUAAAUCCCUCAUCAAACAGUCCAUCUCAUCUUGAACUUUUUAAGCAUUUCGGCUACUUCAUUGGAGCUGCAAUUAGAAGUGAACAAGCAUUGCCUCUUGACUUAGCACCAAUUUUCUGGAAACUAUUAAUCGAUGAAAUAGAUACUGAAACUGAUUAAGAAAAAGAACAAGAUCUUAAGGCAUUUGAUACUUACUCAUGGUAAGUUAUUGAAGACUUAAGAAACAAUGCUAAAGGAUUAUCAGAUGAUGACUUCGAAGCUGCUAUUGAGGAAUAAUUUGUUACUUUGUUGUCAAACGGUACCUAAGUUGAAUUAAUUCCAGGUGGUAGAAACACUAGAGUAACAAAGAGCAACCUCGAUGAAUACAUUAGACUUGUUGUAAAUGCUAGAAUUAAUGAAGCACAAAAGUAAAUGAAAGCCAUUAAAGAAGGUAUUAACUUUGUGAUUAACCUCAACAUCUGCAAAUUCUUGAAUUCAAAGCAAGUUGAAGCAAGAGCUACUGGAAGCAAAACACUCGAUCUUGUCAAGCUGAAAUCAAUCAGUGUCUAUGAAGGUGCAUCUUUGAGUGAUUCCCAUAUCCAGAUUUUCUGGCAGGUAAUGGAGAGUUUCAAUGAUGAGGAAAGAUCUUAAUAUUUGAAAUUCGUUUGGGGAAGAGCUAGACUUCCAUCAAGCACUGACCAGAAACAUAAGAUAGUCUCGAUGACUUUUGUAGCUAAUGCUUGCUUGCCAGUCUCCCACACUUGUUUCUUUACAUUGGACAUGCCAAGAUAUCCUACAUUCGAGAUUGCAAGAGAUAGAAUCUUGUUCGCUAUCAAGUUCUGCGGUGAUAUUGACGCAGACAGAUCUGCCUAUGAUAUUGGAUCAGACGAUUGA
Stylonychia lemnae is the source of this 12162-nucleotide messenger RNA. NCBI's taxonomy places the organism in Eukaryota, Ciliophora, Spirotrichea, Sporadotrichida, Oxytrichidae. The record is from the annotation of a GenBank genome assembly.